Messenger RNA from Porites evermanni, 408 nucleotides. The record is from the annotation of a GenBank genome assembly. NCBI's taxonomy places the organism in Eukaryota, Metazoa, Cnidaria, Anthozoa, Scleractinia, Poritidae.
AUGAGUUUGAUUCAAUCCCUCUCAAACAAACAUUGGCAGGAGACUCUGGAGUUCCCCAGUGAAGGUAUUCGUUUUUUUUUUUUUUUUAAAAAAAAGGGUGUUGAACCUUUCGAGAUAUACAGAACCUCUUAAAAUGGUGCCUUCAUCUUGUUAGGAUUUAAAGAGUACUUAAUCUCACGUUCCCAAAAAAGUGGCGAUAACUACAAAUACGUCAUCUAUGAAGCUGACAACGAGGACAGCCCUCCCCGGACAGUCGUGCUUGAAGGCCCAGCAAACGACACAAGGGAUCCUCUGAAGGGAUAUCGCCGGGUGGAGCUUGCAGUGAGUUCGAUCAAUGAAAAGUCAUACAUCACUGGUAUAAAAAACGGCGACGAUUGCGUUUUGAAGAUUACUGAUGAACAAACUUAG